This is a messenger RNA of Balaenoptera ricei (Rice's whale), 2750 nucleotides long. It is a transcript of the gene SPOP, whose product is annotated as speckle type BTB/POZ protein. NCBI's taxonomy places the organism in Eukaryota, Metazoa, Chordata, Mammalia, Artiodactyla, Balaenopteridae. The record is from RefSeq and is a predicted model, not a curated record. The transcript has 12 exons. Gene Ontology annotation, cellular component: cytoplasm; nucleus. Bases 525 to 1649 code for a protein of 374 amino acids. Gene Ontology annotation, biological process: regulation of proteolysis; proteasome-mediated ubiquitin-dependent protein catabolic process. Gene Ontology annotation, molecular function: ubiquitin protein ligase binding.
CUCGCUGCGUCGACGUGCUGACGCCAUUGACGCCCCGGCUGGUGUGUUUCGGGGUGUGUGUGUGUGUGUGUGUGCGCGCGCGCGCGCGCUCCGAGUGUGUGUGUAUUUGUGUAUCGGCGGUUCCGCAGGUCCCGGAUGUUGCGGACAGUAUGAGGCGAGUGCAGGGGGACGGGGACCAGCAGCUGUCGCCGCCGCUCUCAGUUGAUGCCUUGUUGGAUUAUCUGCUCUGAACCCAGUGUCUGGAGUUGGGCCCCAUUGAUAAUUUGUGGUGUAGUCAGAGCAAGGGCUGAGAAGACGUCCCUCAUUUUGAAAGAUGCUUCUGGUCCUUCGCAUAGGACUUGCUGUGUUUGUUUAUUUAACUGAUGUCCAUUUCUCAUUGUGAAGAAUUGAUUUUGAAGACCCAAUAAAAUAUUGACCUUUGUGAGACAGAGCUUCAUGUAACUACCUCAGGCAAUAAAGGGUGAAGAGGAACAGAAGUCUUUGUCCCCUGACUUUGGAAAUCUUGUUUAACCUUCAAACUGGCGAUGUCAAGGGUUCCAAGUCCUCCACCUCCGGCAGAAAUGUCGAGUGGCCCAGUAGCUGAGAGCUGGUGUUACACACAGAUCAAAGUAGUGAAAUUCUCCUACAUGUGGACCAUCAAUAACUUUAGCUUUUGCCGGGAGGAAAUGGGUGAAGUCAUUAAAAGUUCAACCUUUUCAUCAGGAGCCAAUGAUAAGCUGAAAUGGUGUUUGCGGGUAAACCCAAAAGGGCUAGAUGAAGAGAGCAAAGAUUACCUGUCACUUUACCUGUUACUGGUCAGCUGUCCAAAGAGUGAAGUUCGAGCAAAAUUCAAAUUCUCCAUCCUGAAUGCCAAGGGAGAAGAAACCAAAGCUAUGGAGAGUCAACGGGCAUAUAGGUUUGUGCAAGGCAAAGACUGGGGAUUCAAAAAAUUCAUCCGUAGAGAUUUUCUCUUGGAUGAGGCCAAUGGGCUUCUCCCUGAUGACAAGCUUACCCUCUUCUGUGAGGUGAGUGUGGUGCAAGAUUCUGUCAACAUUUCUGGCCAGAACACCAUGAAUAUGGUGAAGGUUCCUGAGUGCCGGUUGGCGGAUGAGUUAGGAGGACUGUGGGAGAAUUCCCGGUUCACAGACUGUUGUUUGUGUGUUGCUGGCCAGGAAUUCCAGGCUCACAAAGCUAUCUUAGCAGCUCGUUCUCCAGUUUUUAGUGCCAUGUUUGAACAUGAAAUGGAGGAAAGCAAAAAGAAUCGGGUUGAAAUCAAUGAUGUGGAGCCUGAAGUUUUUAAGGAAAUGAUGUGCUUCAUUUACACGGGGAAGGCUCCGAACCUCGACAAAAUGGCUGAUGAUUUGCUGGCAGCUGCUGACAAGUAUGCCUUGGAGCGUUUAAAGGUCAUGUGUGAGGAUGCCCUCUGCAGUAACCUCUCCGUGGAGAACGCCGCAGAAAUUCUCAUCCUGGCUGACCUCCACAGCGCAGAUCAGUUGAAAACUCAGGCAGUGGAUUUCAUCAACUAUCAUGCUUCGGAUGUCUUGGAGACCUCCGGGUGGAAGUCAAUGGUGGUGUCACAUCCCCACUUGGUGGCUGAGGCGUACCGCUCUCUGGCUUCAGCACAGUGCCCGUUUCUGGGACCCCCACGCAAGCGCCUGAAGCAGUCCUAAGAUCCUGUUGUAAGACUCCGUUUAUUUUCCAGAAGCAGCAGCCACUGUUGCUGCCACAAACCACCAGGUAGACAGCGCAAUCUGUGGAGCUUUUACUCCGUUGUGGGGGGAAAAGACUGCAUCGUGGCCCCGGACUUUUAAAACAGCACUAAAUAAACUUGGGGGAAAUGGGGGUGGGGGGAGGGAAGGGCCCGGGACUCGGGGCUGUUCAACCUAAUGAAAACCCUGUUGCUGCGUCACUGUGUUCUCUUUGGCCUGGCCGAGUUUGAUACUGUGGGGAAUUCAGUUUAGGCGCUAGCCCUGAGGACAUCCCAGCGGUGGUACUUGGGAGAAACCUGUCUGCAUCUGACUGAGCAGAACAGAUCGUCAGGUGCCUGGAGCAAAAAGAAAAUUAAAAAAGGACAUUUAGUUUUAAGAGAAGGGAAAAGGAAAGAAGAAAGGAUUUUUGCAGAAUUUCUCAAAAAUCAGUUUUGGGAUUCCAGUAGUAUUUAUGUUGAGAGAAGUUUUAGUCCAUCCAGCUGUGCUAAAACUUGGGUAUUUGUGAGAACUCACCACCACCAUGCAAGUAUCAGAAGAGCUCUCUUGUUGUUAGCACUUAUUGUUUGCAAGAACACAAUACGUCCCGUUACCCUUUUAUGAAAAACAACAAGCAGAGGUGGAAGGGGAAGGAGAUGAUUUGGUCUAGAAGAUGAGUAUUCUGAUGUGGUAGCUUUUGGAAAAAAAUCUUUAUUGGUGUUGAAAACUGGAAAAAAUAAUUCAUCCAGAAUUCAUACUGUCUUGACAAAAACUAUGGUUCUCUGUUUUUAGAUAUUGUGGAAAAUGUUUUUUGGCAUUUUUCUCUGAUUUUAUUUCUUCUCCCCUGUUCCUUUUUCUAAAAAACAAACACACACAAAACAAAAACAGAGCAAAAAGAAAAGGAAAUUUUAUUAUUAAUGCUGUGUGGAAAAACUCCCAGCCCAGAUUGCUCAGCUGUUCAUACCUGACUUGCCACCUGCAUAGGAGCCAGUCCUGUUCCUUCCAAUUCGCCCCUCUUCCUACAGGGGAGAACUUCCAAAUGUUAAUUUUUUUCUUUUUGAAAAUAUAAAUAAUUACUAUUUUGUA